AUGAGAUUUUCGCACUUCUUGAAGUACAACGCUGUCCCAGAAUGGCAGAACCAUUAUAUGGAUUACAGCGAUCUGAAAAAUCUCAUUUAUACGUUACAGACAGAUGAGCUUCAGGUUGGCGAUAACGAAGAGGGAAUUGGCGCAGGAAAGAGCUCUAACAUUACAGACAGGUUCAAGAACAAGUUUUCCUUUAAAAAUGUAAAGGAAGACACGUCUUCUGGUAUGAACAAAGAUGCGGGCAUCGUUGAAGAAACCAUCGAGUUGCGGGAAUUGCCUACUGCUCAGACGGUCGCUGCCAAACCUUCACCCUUCAGAAAAAUGAAGGAAAAGAUAUUUUAUAAAAGAAGAUCCUCUUCCGCAUCGUCCGUCUCUUCCACGGCUAACGAGAAUCCGCAAUUGAACACUUAUGACACGUUCGUUGGUGAUUUGACGGCUGAAAAACUGAAAGUAGAUGAUUUUUAUAAGAGGACAGAAACGAAGUUCUACGAAAAAUUUGAUGCUUUGGUGAAAGACUUGAAGAAAAUCGGGGUGAUAGAAUACGAUAUCGACGAUGAUACUCUUUUCAACGAACCGAUUGCUAGCACAAAUGACGAAGUUCCUCCACUGGACUUGGAUGAUGACGAGGACGACGACGAAUUCUACGAUGAUCAAUCUAAUAUUGAAGAUAAUACCGCUUUGUUGCAUCAUUCGCAAUAUAAUAUCAAGUCUCAGAAAAAAUCACUGUUGAAGAAGUCGAUCGUGAACCUAUAUAUCGACCUUUGCCAAUUGAAAUCGUUCAUCGAAUUGAACCGCAUUGGGUUUGCCAAAAUCACGAAGAAAUCAGACAAGGUUCUUCAUUUGAAUACGAGAGCCGAAUUGAUCGAAUCGGAACAGUUUUUCAAGGACACAUAUGCAUUCCAGGCAGAAACAAUCGAAACAUUAAAUUUCAAGAUUUCUCAACUGGUGACUUUCUAUGCGCGCAUCACUGACCAGCCUCAUAACAUCUCGCAUAGCAAACAAGAGUUGAAAUCCUAUCUGCAUGAUCACAUUGUCUGGGAAAGAAGUAACACUUGGAAAGACAUGUUAGGGCUGCUAUCGCAAGCAGACGAGUUAACGCCAAAGGAAACAGAAUAUAAUGCAAACAAAUUGGUAGGCAAGCUAGAUCUGGAAUAUUACAGAUGGCCACUACCCAGGCGGAUAAACUUAAAAUUCACUAGCAUAAACAACGUUGCGAUACCGAAGUUAUUUUUCACUAAGAAAGCAUACAAGAUUUACUUUAUUAUCUUAGUCACAGGGCUUCUUUUGGGAAUUAAGACCUUCAACGACGCUGCUCAGCACCGCUGCAUGGCCCUUGUCGAGUGUGUCGCGUUUCUGUGGGCUAGCGAGGCCAUCCCAUUACACAUUACAGCAUUUCUUGUGCCUCUACUUGUGGUUCUUUUCAAAGUCCUGAAGACGUCCGACGGCGCCAUAAUGGGUGCUGCAAGUGCUUCAUCAGAAAUUUUGGCCGCCAUGUGGUCUUCUACGAUUAUGAUUCUGCUGGCAGGUUUUACUUUGGGUGAAGUUCUUGCACAAUAUAACAUCGCCAAAGUUCUUGCCUCGUGGUUGUUGGCGUUUGCCGGUUGUAAACCUAGAAACGUCCUCUUAAUGGCAAUGUGUGUGGUGUUUUUCCUAUCAAUGUGGAUAUCCAACGUCGCAGCACCUGUUCUGACAUAUUCGUUGUUAUCGCCCCUAUUGGAUGUCAUGGAUGCGGAUAGUCCAUUCGCCCAGGCAUUGGUGCUAGGUGUAGCAUUGGCUGCUAAUAUUGGUGGUAUGUCUUCACCAAUUUCCUCCCCUCAAAACAUCAUUUCCAUGUCGUACUUGAAACCGUAUGGUAUUGGCUGGGGACAAUUCUUUGCUGUUGCAUUGCCAUCCGGUAUCUUGGCCAUGCUUUUGGUUUGGAUUUUAUUGUUCACUACUUUCAAAAUGAAUAAGACGAAAUUGGAAAAAUUUAAGCCUAUUAAGACAAGAUUUACCAUAAAGCAGUAUUAUAUCAUUGCUGUCACUGUAGCCACUAUCUUGUUGUGGUGUGUGGAAAGUCAGAUUGAAGGUGCCUUUGGGUCAUCAGGUCAAAUUGCCAUUAUCCCCAUCGUUCUGUUUUUUGGUACUGGAUUACUAUCAACACAAGAUUUAAAUGCCUUCCCAUGGUCAAUUGUUAUUCUAGCAAUGGGAGGUAUCGCCUUAGGGAAGGCCGUUUCAUCGUCCGGUUUGCUGUCAACUAUUGCAAAAGCAUUACAAAAGAAAAUUGAGAAUGAUGGGGUUUUUGCCAUUUUAUGUAUUUUCGGUAUCCUGAUGUUGGUUGUGGGUACUUUUGUCUCUCAUACAGUGUCUGCGAUUAUCAUCAUUCCCUUAGUCCAAGAGGUUGGUGAUAAGCUUGACAAUCCCAAAGCUGCCCCUAUCCUUGUUUUUGGCUGUGCAUUAUUGUCAUCCUGUGGUAUGGGAUUAGCAUCAUCCGGGUUCCCUAAUGUCACUGCCAUUUCUAAAGUAGAUAGAAAGGGGGAUCGCUAUUUAAGUGUAAUGACGUUUUUGACGAGGGGUGUUCCAGCUUCUAUUUUGGCUUUCCUAUGUGUCAUUACUCUAGGUUAUGGUAUCAUGGCAUCCGUCGUCAAGGGUAAUGCUACCUCCGCGUAA
Molecule: messenger RNA, 2646 nt
Organism: Saccharomyces paradoxus
Lineage: Eukaryota; Fungi; Ascomycota; Saccharomycetes; Saccharomycetales; Saccharomycetaceae
Gene: PHO90
Product: SPX domain-containing inorganic phosphate transporter
Exons: 1
Coding region: 1-2646 (881 amino acids)
Biological process (GO): phosphate ion transport; polyphosphate metabolic process; monoatomic anion transmembrane transport
Cellular component (GO): membrane
Molecular function (GO): phosphate transmembrane transporter activity
Source: RefSeq, a predicted model, not a curated record